UGUCCAGUUGCUUUGUGGAUCGAUACUCGCAUUCUGUGAGUCCUGCUUGCAACAGAUUGGAUAUACACUCACUGUAACAAUGCUCAGAGAUGUGCUGCUGACCACUUCAAUGGGUGGAAACAAAGCUUUCAUUCUACAAAAAUAAUUAAGUCUUUCUGAAGCAAGUGGAGCAAAUAUCCUAGUUGAAAUCAUAAGGAUAUGUGGCACAGAAGAUGGGGGAUUGGAACCUGCUGGGGAGCAUCUUAGAAGAGGUACAUAUACAUUCAACCAUUGUAGGAAAGAUCUGGCUAACCAUCCUCUUUAUUUUCCGGAUGCUUGUUCUUGGUGUGGCCGCAGAGGAUGUUUGGGAUGACGAGCAGAGUGAGUUUGUGUGUAACACCGACCAGCCUGGUUGUAAGAAUGUGUGCUACGAUGACGCGUUCCCCAUUUCUCUCAUCCGAUACUGGGUCUUACAAAUCAUUUUCGUGUCCUCUCCCUCCCUGGUAUACAUGGGGCAUGCGUUGUACCGCUUGCGGGCCCUCGAAAAAGAGAGACACAAGAAAAAAGCUUUCCUGAAGGCAGGGCUAGAGGGCACCGACCCGGUUCACGAGGACAGACAGAGGAUAGAGAGGGAACUAAGGAAGCUUGAGGAACAGAAGAGGGUAAGGAAAGCUCCACUCAGAGGCUCCUUGCUGCGUACAUAUGUGUUCCAUAUUUUGACCAGGUCGGUGGUGGAGGUUGGCUUCAUAGUGGGACAGUAUGCAUUGUACGGAAUCGGGCUGGAUCCUUUGUACAAAUGUGAGAGGCUGCCUUGUCCAAACAGCGUGGACUGCUUCGUCUCCAGACCAACCGAGAAGAACGUUUUCAUGAUUUUCAUGCUCGUCAUCGCUGGGGUUUCUCUGUUCCUGAAUCUCCUAGAGAUAUUCCACCUGGGCGUGAAGAAAAUCAAACAAAGCCUCAGUGGAAACAAAGGUGCAGACGAUGAUAGCUUGAUCGUGUUCAGGUCCAAAAAAAACUCCAUGGUUCAGCAAGUGUGCGUCCUCACAAACCCGUCGCCCCAGAAAACGAUGCAGCUCACUCAGACGGCCUACGCCGUGGUCCCAGAGGGCCAGGUGGAUGCCGUCCCCUUAUACAUGCCCUCGGCACCUCCUCAGAGCUCAGAGCGGUACCCCAGACAACUGAGUGUAGCCAGCCAACCCGAUCUUCAGCCGGGUGCAGCGGAGCGCAGCUACUCCCUGGACCGGAGGAAUCAGUCGUGCAGUAGUGAUGAUUCCAAUGGGCCCAAAUGCUCCGGCCAGCCCGAGCACGGUGGCGCACAGCCGCGACCUUCGCUCAUGGCCGGCCACAUGGAGAUACCCGCCGCCCUGCGCAACCAGAUGCGCAAACAGAGCCGGGUCAGCGCCCUGCAGGACCACAGCGACGCGAGUGACUCGCCCGACAGUGGCCUCUAUCCCACGGCUAGGAAGGCCAGCUUCAUGUCCCGGGGACUCUCUCAGACCAACCUAGCCAGUCCUCCUGAUAGCCUGGACUCUGGCAGCGGACCGGACGCAGAGGCCAAGCGUGUUGCCCAGGGGGAGAGUCCACCGAUGACCCCGCCACCAGCCGGAGGACGGAGAAUGUCAAUGAACGUGCUUCUGGAGCUGUCUUCAAUCAUGAAAAAGUGAGAUGUUGCUGAGGGACUAGAGGCGACGAACCCUUCUAACUGCCUAAUUGUGUUCAUAAUAACAUGUAUUGUGGACUAACAGUGAACGCUUUAGGACAAAUACUUUGGCAAUGGUAGUUCUACCUUCAAAUAGAUAUUUAUUUAUUGCGGUAUCUUUGCAAGUAUUAUCUGCUGCUUCAAAUGUAAUGGCAAUUGUGGAAUUGUACUCAUUUAUGACAGUGAUAUGAAUGCAAGUUACUUUUAGUGACAUUUUGCGGUCAUUAAACAGACAUUUGGCCCAAAACAAACAUGCACAUAAGAGAGUGGUCAAAGGAAAUGCUAUAUUUUGAAUCAAGAAUGCUGAUUGAUUAUGCAUGAGAAACACUGAGGGAUAUGAUAACUUCCACUAUAUACAUCUUAUCGCAUUUCGUUUGUUGUUAAAAGGACUGAUAUUAUGUGUCAAAAAGAAAAGUUAGUGAUAGAAGGGCUCCUCAAAUGUAACCAAAUGGGAAUUUACGUAUUGAUAAAUAUCUUGAAAUAUUUGUGAUAGUUAUUGAUGCAUUUUCUAUUCAGAACAAUGUUUUCAACACUUCACAUUGUUUGAUUGUUAAGAAAUAUAUAAUCUGUCUAAUUUGCUUUGCAUGAUGUAUUCUUUUCUGAGCUAUGAUGUAUUAUCUGCAAACAUUUCUAAUCCCUACCUUCUGAUCUGAUAUUAUUUUAAGCAGAUAAAAACACCUAUUAUUUUGAAAUGAUAGUGUAAAUGUACAGAUUGCUGUAUUUGAAAAACUAUGACUGAGGCAAAAAAGAAAAUGACAAAAUAAUUACA
Messenger RNA from Esox lucius (northern pike), 2447 nucleotides. It is a transcript of the gene gja10b, whose product is annotated as connexin 52.6. The coding region runs from base 213 to 1643 and encodes 476 amino acids. The record is from RefSeq and is a predicted model, not a curated record. Gene Ontology annotation, cellular component: connexin complex. The transcript has 3 exons. Gene Ontology annotation, biological process: cell communication. NCBI's taxonomy places the organism in Eukaryota, Metazoa, Chordata, Actinopteri, Esociformes, Esocidae.